This is a messenger RNA of Solanum dulcamara, 898 nucleotides long. Its product is annotated as tropinone reductase homolog. Gene Ontology annotation, molecular function: oxidoreductase activity. Lineage: Eukaryota; Viridiplantae; Streptophyta; Magnoliopsida; Solanales; Solanaceae. The coding region runs from base 29 to 826 and encodes 265 amino acids. The transcript has 5 exons. The record is from RefSeq and is a predicted model, not a curated record.
UAUUAGGCAGAUCCCACAUAAACUAGCAAUGGCUCAAAUAGAUUGUUUAACAAGAGAUGGAAUAUGGUCAUUUGCUAAUGGCACAACUGCACUUGUUACUGGGGGUACUCGAGGCUUAGGAUUUUCCAUUGUAGAAGAACUAGGGAGAUUUGGAGCACAUGUGUAUACAUGUUCACGUAGUAAGGAGGACCUGGAAGAAUGCUUGAGCAAGUGGACAAGUAAAGGGUUUAAGGUUUCAGGUUCAGUUUGCGACUUGGCAUCACAAGUCCAACGCCAAAAGCUUAUGGAAAUGACUGGCCUUGAGUUCAAUGGGAAGCUCAAUAUUUUAGUGAACAAUGCUGGUAUUGCUGUGGCAAAAGAAGCCACAGAAACUAGUGCAGAAGAUUACUCUAUGGUAAUGAAAAUAAAUGUUGAAGCUUCAUACCACUUGUCUCAACUUGCUCAUCCUUUGUUAAAGGCUUCUGGAAAUGGAAGCAUUGUGUUCCUCUCAUCUGCAGCUGGAAUUGCUUCAAUACCUUCUUCUUCUAUCUAUGCUACUUCCAAAGGAGCCAUUAAUCAACUUACAAAAAAUCUAGCAUGUGAAUGGGCAAAGGACAACAUUCGUGUCAAUGCUGUUGCACCAUGGAUCAUCAGAACUCCUCUCAUUGAGUCAAUGAAUAAAGACGAGAUGCUUAAAUGUUUAAUUAGUCGAGCUCCAAUGAAGCGUACGGGAGAGCCAAGAGAAGUUUCAGCAACUGUAGCAUUUCUUUGCUUACGUGCUUCUUCAUAUAUUACUGGUCAGAUUAUUUGUGUCGAUGGAGGAAUGACAGUCAAUGGAUAUCCUUAAAAAUCUAGUUAUACUAGUCAUAUUAUUAUAAUUUUUAUUUUUUAUAUUUAUUAUCGUCUGUGAUUUACUGUA